Molecule: messenger RNA, 2349 nt
Organism: Didymodactylos carnosus
Lineage: Eukaryota; Metazoa; Rotifera; Eurotatoria; Philodinida; Philodinidae
Source: the annotation of a GenBank genome assembly
UCGCUCCAGGUGAGGCUUCCCAUUAGCGAUAAAACCGGAGAUAUACUGAGGUAUUUCAUGUCUUAAUAAGCGUUGCUUCAUUUCCUACUCAAGUUUUUGCAAGGGACAAAUUGUCGAUGCUCUGACGAUCAGCUUUUGUGAUGCGACUGAACUUUGCACCAUAGAUAAAAGAACUUAAAACAAAGGGUUCUGUCGGAAACGCAAGGAUUCCAAAACCGAAGUGUUUUCUAGAAACAUUUCCUGAUACCGAAGAGGGUAUUCUCGGAAACGAACAGGGUUCCAAAACCGAAGUGUUUUCGAGAAAACUUUUCACGUACCAAAGAGGGUAUUCUCGCAUACUGAAAAGGAUAUAUUCGGAUACCCAGCAAGUUUCUAAAGAAAGUUUAGGUUUCAAAAGGGUUUCGGAUAAUACUCUUUCGGUUUCGGAGGAUACCUUUUCCGUUUUCGAACAUUUUCGCCAAAUAUCUGUUAGGUUUCCGACAGUUCGAAUACCCUGUACCGUAUUCUCAAAUAUCCUUUCGGUUUCCAAAGUCACCUGCAAAACCUCCAAGGGUUUCGUAUUACAGUUCCAAAACCAAAAAGAGUUUUCGAAAGAGUUUCCGAACCACAUCCAUCCCGAGAAAACGCUUUUUUUUAGAGUGUAUGCAUGUAUAAUAUUAUUUUAAGACUAUUUUAAACGUUGUUACUGCUGCAAUUGAUGUUCAGAUGUUAAGUAUUUUGUGGAUUGAUAAAACAUUAGAUUAGUAUCAAAAAAUCAGAAAUUCGUAUGGAUUAUAAGGCCAACAGACACUUACAGUACACAGACAUCUACAGAUAGCCACUGACAGCUACACAGACAGCAUAGAGACACCCACAGACAACCAAAAAUAACUACACAGACAUCCACUUCUAUGGACAUGGGAGCGACUCAGAAGUGGAUGUCUGUGUAGUUAUUUUUGGUUGUCUGUAAGUGUCUGUGGGCGUCUUCAUGUCUUACUAUUACCCUACUAUCCCUAGUCCACUUUCCCUAGAAGAAUCCCUGAGGAGUCCCAAAGAACUCAAUCGAAAAACUGAAAAUCCUUAAGGAGUCCCUGGACUCCUCGGGGAUUUUUCUAGGGAAAGUGGACUAGGGACUCCUUGACAUCAUCUUUUAUUAUAAUUAUAAUAAUAAUAUUUAUAAUAACGCGCUAUGUGAGUAUGUGUGAACCAUAUUUUUAUAGAGGGUACCACACUCAUACACUCCCCAAUCUAGUAUUCAGUCACGGUCAUCUUUACGUAGCUUUUCGAGAGUGCGAUCGAUCGAUAACAUCCAAGCACUCAUAGAAAAUGAAGUAUACAAUAAAACUGAAAGUACAAUUUUCAAAGAAGCUCUGUAGUCUCCGUUCCUAAUUAUAUUCUUCUAUAUAUAAACGUAUAUAUUGUAUUCGUAAUUCUGUAAAAUAACAUAGGUAUUUCGUAACAGACAAUUCUUUUCAACCAGCAAGUAGACAUCAGUUAAACCCUGUAAUUGUUCCAUUAUGUAUUAGGAGUAAAAUUUAUGGAGCGAUAUUACAAUCGUCUGGAACGUGUGGCCCUCUCAGAUCUUUGGAAUGUUAAACAGUAAUCUGCUUAGUUUAGCCGUUCUCACUCUCGAUGUUCCUCUUGGGAUGGAUGUGUACACACUCGCAGUUAAAUCUACAAUUGAAUACUUUUUCGAUAUUACAUGUUCGACAAUUGAAAUUAUUUUCGUUAUUCUGCAUCUUGCUCUCUACUUUACUUUACUUUACUUUAACUUAAAUUUAUACUCGUUUCUUUUUCUUUCUUUGACCUUCUUCGGAGGUUUAUUUACAUUACAUAUGCUAUAUAUUGUUCUUAUUAUUUUUUCUCUCUCUUUUUGUGCAUUUCUUUCUGCUUCUUUGCCUGUCUCAUGUAUAUAUUUGUUGUAUGAAACAUUUUUUUGCAUCAUGAACGCAUAGAAACAUGUCUGAACAAUAUGGUACUAUACAUACACCAUCCUCAGAUGUAGAAUCAGAUACUGGAAAUAGUUUAGCUGAAAAUGACUCAGUACCCAAUUUACCUUCUUCGAUAACAAAUGAUAUUGUAUCAGACGAUGUUGAUGAUUAUCAAUUACGUAGAAUAGCUUCUGUUCCACAUAUAGCACAACUAUUGAAUGAACAACAUGCAAAAAUGAGAAUAUUUUGGAUAUUAUUUGGUUUGGCUAUUUUCUCUCCACCGUUAUGUAUUUACUAUGCUCGUGGUAAUAAAUGUUCAUUUGAAUUGAUUAUUAGUGUUUUAUUAACAAUUUUAUGUUGGUUUCCAGGUGUUAUAUUUGCCUUAUUCAUUUUGGUCAAUGAAGAAAAAAUAGACGAUGAGAAAAAAAAUAAAUGGUAA